Moneuplotes crassus is the source of this 1036-nucleotide messenger RNA. Lineage: Eukaryota; Ciliophora; Spirotrichea; Euplotida; Euplotidae. The record is from the annotation of a GenBank genome assembly.
GGAAUAAAAUUAAAUAAAAAUGAUUAAUGUACAAGAGAAUCCAUUCAGUAAAGAGGUUGCAAGGAAAUGAGAGCCAGAGAUGGAACUGAUUAAUAAGCUGGACUGAAAAAGAGAAAUAAUGAAUGAUAAAUCCUGACUAAAAGAGCAUAAAGAGGAACCUCUCAAAUGAGUUAUUCUUACUUAUCGUCAUGAUGCGAAAGAUAUUUGUAACAUUUGAGCAUGGUCUAACCACUCAUAUUCAGUAACAAAGUAAAUCAAGGGACAUAUUAGAGAAAAUUGACUAUCAAGAAGACCAAAGAUUAGGUUGGAAUUUGGAUAUUUCAGACUUACAGAGAACACAAGAAGUCUUCAGGGUUCUAAGAAUAAACCCACCAAAAUCAAAAGAGUCUAUCCUCUACAAGAUGGAGAUAAAUCUAAUUCAGGAAAUAGACUCUUUUCACUCAGAAAUAAAUGAAGACUUCUAAGAUGGUGAUCGAGAAUUUUGUAGCUUCUUUCAACUCGAGAAGUCUAAGCUCAAUUUCCUACUUAUCACACGAUGAAUUAUUAAGUUUUAUUCAUGACAACUCUAUUUCAAGAGAAAAUUUUAUCAGGAAGGCAAAAUGACUCUGAAAGUAUGAUAAAUUAUUAGAAAGAAACUUUAAAUGCAGAUGAAAGGAAUUAAACAAUCACUAUAUCUUGUAUAAUAAAGUACUGAUACUUCAAUCAGAAAAAUUUGACAAUGAAGAUCCUGAAUUUGAAACCAAAAACGCUAAACUGAUUAACACAGAGCUAAGGGAAUGCUCCAAAGACCUGGAGUCUAUAAUAAGAGGACUUGAGGUAUUACUAGAGCCUGAGGUUGACUUUUUCAAUGUGUCUAGUGUAUUGCAGCUUUGUAUGUAGCUGCUUUUGAGCAUGUUUCAUUAUCACUCUGCAUAAUAAAGCACUUAUUUUCUAGUCUAUGGUUGUUUCAAUGUUUGUACAUAAUUUGAAAUUGAUUUUGUGUACUGUAUUCUAUAGUUUUUGUAAUUUUUCAAAAAGAUGAUUUUUAACCUACUUU